UGGUUUGCCACCCGCUAGCAAGCCGUGCUGUAGCUUGAGUUGCUUGAGCUCGCCCACAGUACAGCCCACAUCGUCGCGCGACAGCAACAACAAUGGCAAAGCGUUAGUGUGUGGCGCUAGGAGCUCUCUCUCUCUCUCGCUCUCGCUCUCUCGUAUGCGGCCGCUACGUGUCCCCCUUUUCCUCCACUUUUAACUCGACUCGUUUUUUUUUUAUUUUUUACGUCAAAUUAUUACAAUCUACAUCUUUUAUCCUUCCACAAUGUUCGAAGCGAACAGACCGUGUGUCCCCGUUGCUUGGCCGCUGGGUUGCAGCUACUAACCUAGCUGCCGUUUCACUCGGUGGUUAGCUAACAUUUUUUUAGCUAACAUUUUCCCCAAGCUCCGUCGUUUGUUUGUUUUUUAUGUAUGUAAAAAAACAAACAAAAAACGAGCGAAUGUUUAAGGAGUGAUCUGUUUUAUGACAACCGUUGUCAAAUAGCUGCUAUUCGAUACGAAGUGUUUGUAUGUUUGUCGUGGAAACUAGUUUGCUGGCUAGCUAACAGGCUAGCUAUUUGUGUGUAUCCGCGUCAAGAAGGGAAAACGCUACCAGAGUUUCCUUUUUGGAGAAAGUAAUGGAUGACCAGACCAGGAUGUUGACGGGUCUCACCGGACUUGGUGGACUACAGCCAGGCGACGUCGGCGACCCGGACUCGGUUCGGAAGCAGUCCCUGGGCCAGCCUCAGCAAGACAUAGGGGAUAUCCUCCAGCAAAUAAUGGCCAUCACCGAUGAGAGCCUGGACGAAGCACAGGCCAGAUGCUGGCCAGAGGAUUCGCCGGCGCAUUGGGGUGGAUCAGACGACCCCACAGAGGGAGGGAGAGCAGGGGGGGGCAUGGCAGGGGGUGGCCUGCCAGUCAACUUCCAGUACAGGAAGCAUGCCCUGAACUGUCACAGAAUGAAGCCAGCCCUGUUCAGUGUUCUCUGUGAGAUCAAAGAGAAGACAGUGCUGAGUAUACGAGGUGUACAAGAGGAAGACCCCCCGGAUCCCCAGAUCAUGCGGCUGGACAACAUGCUGCUAGCGGAGGGCGUGUCGGGGCCGGAGAAGGGCGGCGGUUCAGCCGCGGCGGCCGCGGCUGCAGCCGCAGCAGGGGGCUCGCCCACCGACAGCAGCAUCGAACACUCUGACUACAGAGCCAAGCUUGCACAAAUUCGCCAGAUAUACCAUUCAGAGCUGGAGAAGUAUGAGCAGGCGUGCAGUGAGUUCACCAACCAUGUAAUGAACCUGCUGAGGGAGCAGUCUCGAACACGGCCCAUCUCGCCCAAGGAGAUCGAGCGCAUGGUGGCCAUCAUCCACCGCAAGUUCAGCUCCAUCCAGAUGCAGCUCAAGCAGAGCACCUGCGAGGCCGUCAUGAUCCUGCGUUCGCGCUUCCUCGAUGCCAGACGUAAGAGGCGCAACUUCAACAAGCAAGCUACAGAGGUGCUCAACGAGUAUUUCUACUCCCACCUAUCUAACCCUUACCCUAGUGAGGAGGCAAAGGAGGAGCUGGCCAAAAAGUGUGGGAUCACAGUGUCUCAGGUCUCUAAUUGGUUCGGCAACAAAAGAAUACGUUACAAGAAGAACAUUGGGAAGUUUCAGGAGGAAGCAAACCUCUACGCAGUCAAGACAGCGGUGGACGCCGCCAAUGUGUCGGCACAGGCUAGCCAGGCUAACUCUCCGGCGACGCCCAACUCAGGCGAUGCCUACCUUGGGUUGCGAUUGCUGAACGGGGAGGGCAUCAACAUCGCCCCCUCUCUACAGCCGCAGGUGGAUACCCUGCACCGUGCUACACACCUGACGGGCGGCUAUGAGGAGCUGUCAGGUAGUGGCCUCUACACCCCUCAUCGCCUGGAUGCUAACAGCUGGCAGGACACAACCAACCCCCCCUCCGUCACCUCUCCUCCCGGCGCUCCUGGCAGCGUCCACUCCGACACCUCCAACUGAUCGGGUGGCUCCCUUUCCUCCCCCCCCGGACCCCCCGCACUCUCAUCGACUGCCCCCCACCCCCUGCCAUCCGUCACGCCAUUCCCUCCGGACUCCUCCUCUCCACAGGAUCAUUUCAUAUACACACUGUGCUGGACCACAGGACAGUCUAACCCCGCCCCCCCCUUCCCCCAACGGCUGUGUCAUGAUGUCUAUACAUGCACGUUGACCUCACACAGUGCUCUUCACCAUCACCACCCCCUACCCCCCGCCUGAGAAUCGCCUGUAUGUCAUCAAGCCCCGGCCGGCAGUGCAGGAAGCGGACCACCUCGCUCUUACCAAAAAGUGCAACACACACACACCGCCUGCACCUCCUCCUCCGCCGCCACCACCGCCAUCGUCUCGUACGUCUCCAUCAGCGUCGUGUCAAGCACAAGCGUGAGCAUCCUCGUCAUGAGAGGGCGCUAAAGCUGUUCAAAAGGUGGAGCCGGUAGGAAGAAGGAAGGUGGAUGGAACUAUAACAGCCCUUUUUUUUUUGUGUCGCUAACCACUAGAGGGCGUCGCUAACUUCUUUGCUUUCCGUCUGCUAGUUUCUUUAAUUGUAGCCGAUUUUGUUGUUUUCCUUCUAACGCUGUUUCACCAAGAAUGCACCAGCCGCCGCAACCCCCCCUCCCAAAAAAAAAUCCACAUGCUAAAGCAUCUGGAACGGCGUCAGGAGUGAAGUGGGGAUGGGGGGGGGGGGGGGCUUUCAACAUAGCAAAAAUUGUCUUCCAUGCAUGUUAGGACUUCUAGGCGUGUUCUUUUUUUUUUUUUUUUUUCAUUUAACUCUUUUCCCAGUUUUUAACUUUGUUUUUAUUAAGUAAAACUUAGAAAAAAAUGUAAAAAGGGUAUAAUUAUGACAGUCAAGACCAAAAAACAAAAAAAAGGAGAAAGUGCAGCGUGUUGUUGCUAUGAUGUGUGCGUAUCUCCAUGUGGGGGGCGUGUGCUGCUCCCCCAACACGGAAGCACACCUUCUGUUGUACCAAAACCAAAAAUACCACAGUCAGUAAUGAUGAUGAUGAUGAUGAUGAUGAUGAUGAGAUGAUGCCGCCACCCUUUCUUGUGUGUCUUUGUCUCUGUACGGCGGCCUCGUGCCUCAAUUAUUUUGUGUGUUUUUUUUUUUUUAAGGGGGGGGGUCGUUGCAGUGAAAACAUACAUAUAAUUCAUUUUUAUUUUUUGUAACUUUAUUUUCUGUCCAAUCAGGUGAGGGCUUCUCUCUCUCUCUUUCUCUCCCCUGAUACCAAAAAAAAAAAAUACUACACUCUUUGGAACUAUUUUUUAGCUGUUUUUUAAAUAAAGUUGUGAUCAUCAAGUUAGGUUGUCGCCUUAUGAUGGGAAAAAAAAAGUAAUGUCCUUUUAAAAGCAUAAACUGGCAUCCGGCGUGGUUCUCCUGACUUUUGUUGCUCAUGGCGGUUCAUACGACUGUAUUUUAGAAACGAAAACACCAAAAUUGUCAUCAAGCCCUGCCCUCUCCUCGCCCUUGCCUGCCCUGCCCCGCCCCAUUCUUUUUUUUUUUCUACCUGUUGUAAUGGAUGUCACUGUACAGUUUGUGUAAUGUUUCACGAUUUCUUUUAUAAUGCUCGCUUAAGAUGCUAGUUUUUAUUUGACCUUUGACCCCCAAACAAACACACACACACACAGGACUCUAUAUAACUCUGUAUCCACUUUUGAUUAUUAUUAUUUAGUUUUUCUUUUCGUACAUAACCGGGUGGAAAUGUUGGGUUGUCUGCUUGGUCAUUUGCUGCUGUGGAAAUAGUCUUUUUAUUUUUUCUUUCUUUCUUUUAAAUGGGUGAAAAUGUAACAAUGUGAUGGUUCCCAAAGGGUUUCAAAUGAAGCUUCUGUUCAAUGUGAAGGUGCAUGUUUGCUUUCAAGUGAUGAAAUGACCUCCACGGCAGCAAAUGACCCAUAUAAGCCCUUUUUUGAUUUAUGAUUAUUUUCUUCUUAGUAUAUUUGUAUCUCCUCUCUUUCCCUUGUAUUUACCCCUCUCUCUACCUCUGUCUUUCCAUCUCUGUUGUAUAUAUAACCCCCCCAACCCUCCCACUCCCCCCCCCCCCCCCCCGCUGUUUUCAGACCUGUGCGUCUGUAUGAACUCCUUUUAUACCUCAACUUUAGAAUUGUUCUAGAAAGAGUAAAAACAAAAAGGAAGAAUGACAAAUUGUAGUGUUCUUAUUAGAAACUUAAUAAAAAAAAAACAA
Molecule: messenger RNA, 4171 nt
Organism: Doryrhamphus excisus (bluestripe pipefish)
Lineage: Eukaryota; Metazoa; Chordata; Actinopteri; Syngnathiformes; Syngnathidae
Gene: pbx4
Product: pre-B-cell leukemia transcription factor 4
Biological process (GO): regulation of DNA-templated transcription
Cellular component (GO): nucleus
Molecular function (GO): DNA-binding transcription factor activity, RNA polymerase II-specific; DNA binding
Source: RefSeq, a predicted model, not a curated record